Ostrea edulis (European flat oyster) is the source of this 3306-nucleotide messenger RNA. RefSeq names its product 24-hydroxycholesterol 7-alpha-hydroxylase-like. NCBI's taxonomy places the organism in Eukaryota, Metazoa, Mollusca, Bivalvia, Ostreida, Ostreidae. Gene Ontology annotation, biological process: bile acid biosynthetic process; cholesterol homeostasis. The coding region runs from base 1 to 1434 and encodes 477 amino acids. The transcript has 13 exons. Gene Ontology annotation, molecular function: iron ion binding; heme binding; steroid hydroxylase activity. The record is from RefSeq and is a predicted model, not a curated record.
AUGGAAGCGCUUUCACUUUCGCUUGAACCUGCCGUUUUUCUGUCUGCAUUAUUUGUCAUUCUGUCAGUCACUUACUAUAUUUUACAAAGGAAGAGAGGGCAAAAUAACAAAUAUCCGCCAUCAUAUAAAGGCUGGAUCCCGUGGAUAGGAUGUGCUUUUGAGUUCGGGGUGGCUCCACUUGGUUUUAUAGAUAAGAAGAGGAGGGAGCUGGGUCCUGUAUUCACGUUCCAUGUGGCGGGGGAGAGACUAACAUUCCUGACGGAAGCUGAAGACUUCCACCAUUUUUUCCAGUCACCGAAUGUCGAUUUCCAGAGAGCGGUGCAGGAUCCAGUCCAGAAUGUUGCUUCUGUUAGUGAAGAGUCUUUCAUGCAGAACCACACAAAAAUCCAUGACAUGUUAAAGGGACGACUAGCCUCUUCACGGCUGAAUGAAGUUACUCCCCAUCUUCUUCAACAGUUUAAGGAGAGAAUACACACUGUGUUUGGCUCAGAAGGAGAAGGUGAACUAUUCAACUUGGUCAGAAAAACUAUGUAUGCUGGCGUCAUAAACAACUUGUUUGGUGACAGCAUACUUCCAACCGAUGAUGCAGAGGAGUUUGAGAAGCUGUGUAAGCAUUUCAUCGUAUUUGAUGAACAAUUUGAGUAUGGAGCAAGACUUCCUCCCAUGUUCAUCAGGGACUGGUCAACAGCAAAGCAAUAUCUUCUAUCAAAGUUCAAAGCAGUAGUGUCCAAGUUAGAGAAUCAAGAAACAACAAAGAAUCAGACAGUUCUGCAGACACUGUUUAGUAUAACAGACAGACCUCAUGCUCCAAAUUAUGCUUUGCUGUUACUUUGGGCCUCCCUGGCCAAUGCUGUUCCUCUGACGUUUUGGACACUGUGCCUAAUUCUCAAUAAUAAGGCAGUUUUACAGAAGCUUCAAUCACAGAUCGAGAACACAAUGGGAAAUAUUCCAGAGGACCAGUGGGAAUUCAGUGAGGAGUUUCUGAAGAAAAUGCCCUAUCUUAGGAGCUGUGUGUUGGAGGCCAUUCGGUUACACCCGGUGGGGGUCAUUACACGAAGAGUGAUGACAUCAUUCACAGUCAGAAAUUUUGUUAUUCCUGAAGGAGAUAUGUUGAUGGUGUCCCCAUUCUGGAGCCACAAAAAUCCCAAGUAUUUCCCAGACCCACAUGCAUUCAAUCCAGACCGAUGGAAGACAUCUGACCUAGAGAAGAAUAUAUUCCUGGAUGGUUUUAUUGCAUUCGGUGGAGGACGCUACCAGUGCCCUGGGAGGUGGUAUGCUCAGAUGGAGCUUCAGAUGUUUGUUGCCCUAUUCCUGCACAAGUACAAAGUCACGUUAUUGUCGGAUCAUGAGCCUAUGCCUAGCUUUAAACAUGUGGUCGGGACGCAGCAACCAUCCGAGCCAUUCCUUGUUUCCUACAAAACAAGGACUCAGUAAUGCAAGAAGGUUUGCUUGCAUGAAGUAAAACUCAAAAACACACUGCAGCGAUACAUUCUAUGCAAAUUUUUAUGAUUUUGUUUUUCAUAUACAUACAUCAUCAAUGAAUCAUAAAAUUGCAAAUUGUCGUUAUAAAUUUCCAUGUGGUACAUGUAUAAAACAUAGCACUGUAUUUAUGUUGUCGUAAUUUGAACUUGAUAUUAUAAUUAAAAAAAUCAUUUUCAAAUAUGCAUUGAAACAUACAUGUAUUGAGAACAAUAUUUUAAAAAGGUUGGUGUAUGAGUGCUGAGUUUUAGCACAGUAAUUGAAUACUUCAGAGUGUGUACUAUUUUUUCCCAUAUUUUUAUAAUUAUUUGAUAAUAGAAAUAAUGUAUAUUUAUUACAUUGUCUAAUAUGUUUCAUAUGUACUCAUAGGAAAAUCUUAUCACAUGUUUCCGAAGUGCACAAAAUUAUAUGUAAAUUGUCUUCCUUAAUGCCUAUAUAUAUACAGUAAUUAAUUCUAAUUGUUAGUUCACAAAAAUAUAACGACAAUUAGCCAAUCUAAUUAAAAUUAGAUGUUGGAUCCGCUCGCAUACUCGCUACACAAACAUCUAACAACAUCCCGUAGAGGGUCACGUCAGAGGUCAAAUUCGAUUGACCAAUGAAAUCACCGCUGGCAAAAUCAUUGAAUGUUGAAGCCGAUAAGUCUAGAGUGAUACCAAAUUUGACCUCUGACGUGACCCUCUAUGGGAUGUUUUUAGAUGUUUGUGUAGCGAGUAUGCAAGCGGAUCCAACAUCUAAUUUCAAUUAGAUUGACAAUUAGCCAAAAUACAAAUUUAAAUCUUAAUGCUUUAAUGUAUUUUUGACGACUACGGCAUAUCCUAUUUUGGGUGAAAACAGCAUGGGAUCCUUAGAAUCACGUUGUUGUAGUCAUAAUUUUCAUCUGAUUUAGAAUUUUGAGAAUUUGUCUUUCUUUGAGGAUGAGAUAGAUAUUCUUAUAAUCAUAGAUUUACUCCGUUUUACAUACAUCAUAAUGAAUUUUAUUUACCAGGCAGAAAUUUGAAAAUAGCAAAUAUUAGAAUCUAUUUUUAUGAUAAGAAUGUUGAAAAGUGUGUUUUGAUGGAUUUUGUGAAAGAAAUAUAUUCCUGUUUUGUUUAAAAACAAAAACAAUCAAGGGGGGAAAAAUAGGUCAUUAUUGUGAUACAAACCCUCAAGAGUGAUUCAGUAACGAGAAGCCAUGCGAAUCUAUCAUCUGACUGAUGAUUAAUAGAUUUCUGUAUACAUUUGUAUCUGGCAAAUAUUACUCAAUGAAACUUCUUUGAAUUGAAGACACCCAGAGAGGAGAUAAAUUAUUUUUGAAAAAAUUAGUAAUUCUUAUCUCUCUGUAGUCUCAGUGUAUUCAUUGCUUUCUAGAAAUAGCCGAGAUUGAAUUUUAUGUAAUUCUUGAAAAAUAGCAUGUCUAUGUUUGUUUCAUUGUAUUCAAUGUUACAGUAAUGUUGUGUAUAAAAUUGUCCACAUUGUUCAUCUGUUUUGAGGUAUUUCUUGACAUACAUGCAGCAGCCAUGAAUAUUCUAUAUCUAGAGAAGCUCUGAAAGAUGAAUAACCUGGAUAAUUUACUUGUCAUGUAUGGACAUUUCUUUGAUUGAUUAAGAGUCUGUGAUAUACCUGUACAUUUGUUAGCUGUAUUUUGUAUAAAAAAAAAAAAAAAAAAAAAAAAAAAAAUUAACCACUCAUUUUCCAUAACACUCUAUUCUUAGAAUGGAAGUGUUACUUGUAACUAUGAGUUGAUUUUCUCGUAAUUAUGAGGAAAUAUCUUAUGCAUAUGAGAUGAUAUUAGAGUGACAUCAAAUGUUUACAUCAAUAUAAUCAAUAAACUGACAAUUUGUUACCAUA